CAGAGUAAAAAAUACCAGUUUUAGCCAAGCAAUUUCAUUAGCAGUUCUUCAUAGGAUAUAUGUGAUGGCAGUCCUUUAUUGUCAAAUUGGAACAGAUAGAUGUCUACCAGUUUUGUUAUCUAUUAAGAGAGUUUUGAGAAAAGAAGAGGUAAAGGUCCUAGUCCAUGCAAUUAGAGAACAAUACUGCUCCUCUGGAUAUGGAUCAUCACAAGAUUUGUCUGACUGCGAGGCUGUAACAGCUAAUGACACCUUUAACAUCACUGAUAGGGAACAUGUAAGACCCACAUCCAGGCCAACAAAUAGCCUUCUCAACACAAAGAUGGGACAUGUCACAACCUCAGACUCAAUGAGUUUCAGGAACACACAGACCCUGACUGAGCAUCUGAGAACAAUCUCAUAUAUACCACAACUAUGUGAUGUCAUCUUUGAAGUUGGACCAGAAAAGGUUAAAAUUCAUGGUGUCAAGGCCAUUCUUGGAACAAGAAGCAGAGUACUGUACAACUUGAUACUGAAGAAACAAAAAGAGGAAGAAUUCAAAGGAAAAGCUCUUAAGAAGGACAAAAAGAAGAAAAAAUCCAGUAUUUUUCAAAAUGAUGUGCUAAUCACAGUCCAGAAAUACCAUCCAGAAGAUUUCAGGAAAAUCAUUGAGUUUAUACACUGUGGAUCUGUUGACAUCAACUCCAGCUGUCUUGGAGGACUUUUAUGUGGUGCAUCGCAGUUUGGCCUUGGUGACCUUCAGGAAGCAUGCUGGGAUUUUAUUAAUUAUUGUGUGAAAAAUGGAACUAUUCUUAGUUUGCUACCAUCUGCCAAGAGAUACUGUAACUUCAAACUUGGUCAAAUUUUGAUAGAAAAGGUAAGUUUCCUAUCAAUCGAUUACUUCACAUACAGAAAGGUUAAAUUUGGUACUCCCUUCAGUAAAUUUUAUGAUAUAUAUAAAUGCACAUUUCUUUUCUAUAAUUUCCACAUAUCUUUUUAAAAAUAAAAUGACUUUCAAAACCUGUCUGAUUCAUUUACGGCAUACUUAGUUAAUGCAGUAGUAAACUUUCUUGUCAGUGGUUGUAUUUUGUUUUCUCUCUAUUCUAAUGUUAUUUGGUCAAUAUGCAAUAGGCUGCAUUUUUUUU
Messenger RNA from Mytilus californianus (California mussel), 1121 nucleotides. RefSeq lists its product as uncharacterized. The record is from RefSeq and is a predicted model, not a curated record. The coding region runs from base 65 to 976 and encodes 303 amino acids. The transcript is spliced from 5 exons. Lineage: Eukaryota; Metazoa; Mollusca; Bivalvia; Mytilida; Mytilidae. Gene Ontology annotation, molecular function: protein binding.